Messenger RNA from Morus notabilis, 3552 nucleotides. RefSeq names its product protein argonaute 1. Gene Ontology annotation, cellular component: cytoplasm. Gene Ontology annotation, biological process: regulatory ncRNA-mediated post-transcriptional gene silencing. The coding region runs from base 184 to 3321 and encodes 1045 amino acids. Gene Ontology annotation, molecular function: protein binding; RNA binding. The record is from RefSeq and is a predicted model, not a curated record. The transcript is spliced from 23 exons. NCBI's taxonomy places the organism in Eukaryota, Viridiplantae, Streptophyta, Magnoliopsida, Rosales, Moraceae.
UUAAUUUCUCUCUUCUGGUUCUUCGUCUUCUUGUUCGUUUCUCUUUCCUUCUCUCUCUCUCGAAAAAGCGGAGAGAGUGGAGUGUUGUUCUGUCGUACACUCGAUUGGCUGCGUUUUUGACGCCAUUGCGUUCCGGGACGGUGAAGGCGGUUUUCCUAGGGCCGUUUCUGUCGAGUCGCCAAGAUGGUAAGGAAGAAGAGAACUGAUCAACCACAUCAAGGGGAGAGCUCUGAGCCCCAGGAAGCAUCUGCCGGUGGUGGUCGCGGUCGCGGUGCCCAACGUCCUGGGCGCGCCGCCAGCCGGGGUCGUGGCCCCCCCCAGCAGCAGCAGCAGCAGCAGCAGCAGUAUGGUGGGCCUCCCGAGUAUCAACAAGGAAGGGGAAGGGGAGGGCUGCCCCAGCAAGGAGGUCGUGGAGGAGGGUAUGGAGGUGGUGGACGAGGCACUGGUGGUGUGGGUGGUGGCCGUGGGGGAGGACCUUCUGGUGUACCGUCCCGACCGCAAGUUCCCGAGCUGCACCAAGCAACCCCUGCUCCUUAUCAAGCUGGGAUCUCUCAGCCUCUGCCAUCUGAGGCUAGUUCUUCUGCUGGGCCACCUGAAACUUCGCAAUUGGCUCAGCAUUUGGAGCAGAUUGGCUUACAGCCGGAGACUGCUCCGAGCCAGGCAAUACAGCCUGCUCCACCCUCAAGUAAGUCCAUGAGGUUUCCUCUCCGCCCGGGAAAGGGCAGCACUGGCAUUAAGUGUAUUGUCAAGGCUAAUCACUUCUUUGCUGAGCUUCCAGACAAGGAUUUGCACCAGUAUGACGUUACUAUUACACCGGAGGUCACUUCACGUGGUGUCAACCGAGCUGUUAUGGGGCAGCUUGUAAGGUUGUACCAGGACUCCCAUCUUGGAAAGCGGCUCCCUGCCUAUGAUGGGCGAAAGAGUCUCUAUACUGCUGGUCCACUUCCCUUCAUUUCUAAGGAGUUCAAGAUCACUCUUAUUGAUGAGGAUGAUGGCGCAGGAGGCCAGAGGAGGGAGAGGGAAUUUAAGGUUGUAAUAAAAUUGGCUGCUCGUGCUGACCUACACCAUUUAGGACUCUUCUUGCAGGGAAGGCAAGCUGAUGCACCCCAGGAGGCCCUUCAGGUGCUUGACAUAGUUCUACGUGAAUUGCCUACUACUAGGUACUGCCCUGUCGGCCGAUCAUUUUAUUCUCCUGAUCUGGGUAGAAGACAACCACUUGGUGAGGGAUUGGAAAGUUGGCGUGGAUUUUAUCAAAGUAUUCGCCCGACUCAGAUGGGGCUAUCCCUUAAUAUUGACAUGUCCUCUACUGCGUUCAUUGAGCCGUUGCCAGUUAUUGAUUUUGUAACUCAGCUGCUAAAUCGUGAUGUUUCAUCCAGACCAUUAUCUGAUGCUGAUCGUGUAAAGAUUAAAAAGGCUUUACGUGGAGUGAAGGUCGAAGUUACACACCGUGGGAAUAUGCGCAGAAAAUACCGUAUUUCUGGUUUGACAUCACAGACAACAGGAGAGCUGACUUUUCCAGUGGAUGAGAGAGGUACUAUGAAAUCUGUUGUUGAGUACUUCUACGAAACUUACGGUUUUGUCAUUCAGCAUACUCAAUGGCCUUGUCUCCAAGUGGGGAACCAGCAGAGACCAAAUUACUUACCAAUGGAGGUGUGUAAAAUUGUUGAGGGUCAGAGAUACUCUAAGAGGUUGAAUGAGAGGCAGAUUACUGCUUUACUGAAGGUUACCUGUCAGCGUCCUCAAGAAAGGGAACGUGAUAUUAUGCAGACUGUUCGCCAUAAUGCUUACUAUGAAGAUCCUUAUGCAAAGGAGUUUGGGAUCAAAAUCAGUGAAAGGCUUGCUCAGGUUGAAGCUCGCAUUCUUCCUGCUCCUUUGCUUAAAUAUCAUGACACGGGUAGAGAGAAGGAUUGCCUUCCUCAAGUCGGACAGUGGAAUAUGAUGAAUAAGAAAAUGGUCAAUGGUGGGACCGUUAACAAUUGGAUGUGCAUAAACUUUUCUCGGAACAUUCAAGACACUGUGGCUAGGGGUUUCUGUAAUGAGCUUGCUCAAAUGUGUUAUAUUUCUGGCAUGGCAUUCAAUCCAGAACCAGUACUUCCACCUUUAUAUGGUCGUCCUGAUCAGGUAGAGAAGGUUCUAAAAACUCGCUAUCAUGAUGCGAUGACUAAACUCCAGGGGAAGGAGCUUGAUAUGCUAAUUGUCAUUUUACCUGAUAAUAACGGCUCUCUGUAUGGUGAUUUAAAGCGAAUUUGUGAGACAGAUCUUGGCCUUGUUUCCCAGUGCUGUUUGACAAAGCAUGUGGUCAGAAUGAGUAAGCAGUAUCUUGCAAAUGUGGCCUUGAAAAUAAAUGUAAAGGUUGGGGGAAGGAACACUGUACUUGUUGAUGCAAUAUCAAGGCGCAUUCCCUUGGUCAGUGACCGACCCACUAUAAUUUUUGGUGCUGAUGUUACACAUCCUCAUCCUGGGGAGGAUUCAAGCCCUUCUAUUGCAGCUGUUGUGGCUUCGCAAGAUUGGCCUGAAGUUACCAAGUACGCCGGUUUGGUCUGUGCUCAAGCUCAUCGACAAGAGCUAAUCCAGGAUUUGUUCAAAACAUGGCAUGAUCCUGUUAAGGGGCAAGUGUCGGGUGGCAUGAUUAAGGAACUGCUCAUCUCAUUCCGUAGGGCAACUGGCCAGAAGCCACAACGCAUCAUAUUUUACAGGGAUGGUGUCAGUGAGGGACAGUUCUAUCAAGUUUUGCUGUAUGAACUUGAUGCUAUUCGCAGGGCCUGUGCUUCCUUGGAACCAAACUAUCAGCCACCUGUGACUUUCGUGGUGGUUCAGAAGCGUCAUCAUACAAGGUUGUUUGCGAACAACCAUAAUGACCGCAAUGCAGUUGACAGGAGUGGAAACAUAUUACCGGGCACAGUUGUGGACUCGAAAAUCUGUCAUCCAACGGAGUUUGAUUUCUAUCUCUGUAGCCAUGCUGGAAUACAGGGUACUAGCCGACCGGCUCACUACCAUGUACUGUGGGAUGAAAACAAGUUCACUGCUGACGGGCUGCAGUCCCUAACAAACAAUCUCUGCUACACAUAUGCACGAUGCACACGAUCAGUCUCAAUAGUGCCUCCUGCAUACUAUGCCCAUCUUGCUGCUUUCCGUGCUCGUUUCUACAUGGAGCCGGAGACCUCUGAUAGUGGGUCAAUGACAAGUGGCGCUGCUGCUGCGCGCGGAGGAAUGGGCCAGGGGCCAGGUGCACGAAGCAUGCGUGCGCCAGGUGGAAAUGCUGCUGUGCGACCCUUGCCUGCACUAAAGGACAAUGUCAAGAGGGUGAUGUUCUACUGUUGAGCUCCCAGUAGGUUUUAUUUUGUGGAAAGGUCAGGCAAACAUUUGGUAGCUUAUGGACCUUAAAAACAAAGUAAACUAUUUAAUACUUUCUAAAACUGCCACUGCUAUCGCAGCCUUGCUGCACUUGUUUUGUAAGGGUGUUAACUAAACUACUGUUUGACAUCUUGGUUCUUUUCGGCUGACAUUGAUCUACAUUUUUAUUCCAAAACCUGAAAUAGUUUGAACUGAAAA